CCACCACCACCACCACCACCACCACCACCACCUCCUCCUCCCUCUUCUCCCUCCUCCUCCACCACCACCACCACCACCACCACCAUCACCACCACCACCACCACCACCACCACCACCACCACCACCACCACCACCACCACCACCACCACCACCACCACCACCACCAGCUCCCUCCCUCCCCCACCCCUUCCUCCCUCCCUCCGCGCUCAGAGCUGCGGCUGGAGUCGAGCGCGCAGCGUCGCCCGCCGCCGCCGGUGCGGAGCGUGGGGAGCACUCGGCCACAGCCCUCGCCUGCCGCGGAGGGUCCUGCUCCGCACUGCUGGCCAGGCCGCCCAGUGCCCGGGCCUUUCCGUCCUUGGAGCGGAUCGUUGCUCGCAGGGAGCUCUCCUGCAGCAACAGCGAAAGCUACAGCAGAGGCCGCGGUGGCGGCUGUGCCCAUGCCGGGGUGUUCACACUUAGCUUCUUUCCCACCACCACCUUGCCUCACCUCAGCACUGGGAUCAUAGGUGGCCACCCGUCCCUAGCUAUUACUGAGCUGAGGCUACACCUGUGAGAAGGCUGACAGACAGGAUGGGUGACAUGGCGAACAGUUCCAUUGAGUUCCACCCCAAACCCCAGCAGCAGCGGGAAGUGCCUCAUGUGGGUGGCUUUGGAUGCACGCUGGCAGAACUACGCAGCCUCAUGGAGCUCCGAGGUGCUGAGGCACUGCAGAAGAUCCAAGAAGCCUAUGGGGAUGUCAGUGGGCUGUGUAGGAGACUAAAGACCUCACCUACUGAAGGCCUGGCAGACAACACCAAUGACUUGGAGAAACGCAGGCAGAUCUAUGGGCAGAACUUCAUCCCUCCAAAGCAGCCCAAGACCUUCCUGCAGCUGGUGUGGGAAGCCCUGCAGGACGUGACUCUCAUCAUCCUGGAGGUGGCUGCUAUCGUCUCCCUGGGCCUCUCCUUCUAUGCACCACCUGGAGAGGAAAGUGAAGCCUGUGGGAAUGUGUCUGGUGGGGCAGAAGACGAAGGAGAGGCCGAGGCUGGCUGGAUAGAGGGGGCUGCCAUCCUACUCUCUGUCAUCUGUGUGGUGCUGGUCACAGCCUUCAAUGACUGGAGCAAGGAAAAGCAGUUCCGAGGUCUUCAGAGCCGAAUUGAGCAGGAACAGAAGUUUACUGUCAUCCGAAAUGGGCAGCUCCUCCAGGUCCCUGUGGCAGCCCUGGUGGUAGGGGACAUUGCCCAGGUCAAAUACGGAGAUCUUCUGCCUGCCGAUGGUGUGCUCAUCCAAGGCAAUGACCUCAAGAUCGACGAGAGCUCCCUGACCGGCGAGUCGGACCAUGUGCGCAAAUCAGCAGACAAAGAUCCUAUGCUGCUCUCAGGCACUCAUGUCAUGGAAGGUUCUGGAAGAAUGGUAGUAACAGCUGUUGGUGUGAACUCCCAGACAGGCAUCAUCUUUACAUUGCUUGGGGCAGGUGGAGAGGAGGAGGAGAAGAAAGACAAGAAAGGCAAGCAGCAGGAUGGGGCGAUGGACAGUAGCCAAACCAGAGCUAAGAAGCAGGAUGGGGCUGUUGCCAUGGAAAUGCAGCCCCUGAAGAGUGCCGAGGGUGGGGAAAUGGAGGAGCGGGAAAAGAAGAAAGCCAACGUACCCAAGAAGGAGAAGUCAGUCCUGCAAGGGAAGCUCACAAAACUGGCUGUGCAGAUUGGGAAAGCAGGAUUGGUGAUGUCUGCUAUCACUGUCAUCAUUCUGGUCCUCUACUUUGUGAUUGAGACCUUCGUUGUGGAUGGCCGGGUGUGGCUGGCAGAGUGCACACCAGUGUAUGUGCAGUACUUUGUGAAGUUUUUCAUUAUUGGAGUCACUGUGUUGGUUGUGGCUGUCCCUGAGGGCCUGCCUCUUGCUGUUACUAUCUCCUUGGCUUACUCUGUUAAGAAAAUGAUGAAGGACAAUAACCUGGUACGCCACCUGGAUGCCUGUGAGACCAUGGGCAAUGCCACAGCCAUCUGUUCUGACAAGACAGGCACACUCACCACCAACCGUAUGACAGUGGUUCAGUCCUACCUAGGAGACACCCACUACAAAGAGAUUCCAGCUCCCAGCGCCCUGACCCCCAAGAUCCUCGACCUUCUGGUUCAUGCCAUCUCCAUCAACAGUGCCUACACCACCAAAAUUCUACCUCCAGAGAAAGAAGGCGCUCUCCCACGCCAAGUGGGCAACAAAACAGAGUGUGCUCUUUUGGGCUUCAUCUUGGACCUGAAACGUGACUUCCAACCUGUACGGGAACAGAUACCAGAAGAUCAGCUUUACAAAGUGUACACCUUCAACUCAGUUCGCAAGUCCAUGAGCACAGUUAUCCGAAUGCCUGAUGGUGGCUUCCGCCUCUUCAGCAAGGGAGCCUCAGAGAUCCUGCUCAAAAAGUGUACAAACAUCUUAAACAGCAAUGGUGAACUCCGAGGAUUUCGUCCUCGGGACCGGGAUGACAUGGUAAAGAAGAUCAUUGAGCCUAUGGCUUGUGAUGGCCUCCGCACCAUAUGCAUCGCCUACAGGGACUUCUCUGCUAUCCAGGAACCGGACUGGGACAAUGAGAAUGAGGUGGUGGGUGACCUUACCUGCAUAGCUGUCGUGGGCAUCGAGGACCCUGUGCGACCUGAGGUCCCUGAAGCCAUUCGAAAAUGCCAGCGUGCUGGCAUUACAGUCCGUAUGGUAACUGGAGAUAACAUCAACACUGCCCGGGCUAUUGCAGCUAAGUGUGGCAUCAUCCAGCCAGGGGAGGAUUUCCUGUGCCUGGAGGGGAAGGAAUUCAACAGAAGGAUUCGAAAUGAGAAAGGCGAGAUAGAACAGGAGAGGCUGGACAAGGUGUGGCCCAAGCUUCGGGUGCUUGCCCGGUCAUCUCCCACUGAUAAACAUACUCUGGUCAAAGGCAUAAUUGACAGCACAACCGGUGAGCAGCGGCAGGUGGUGGCUGUGACCGGGGAUGGCACCAAUGAUGGACCAGCCCUCAAAAAGGCAGAUGUGGGCUUCGCCAUGGGCAUCGCAGGCACUGAUGUGGCCAAGGAGGCCUCUGACAUCAUUCUGACUGAUGACAACUUCACCAGCAUUGUCAAGGCGGUCAUGUGGGGCCGCAAUGUCUAUGACAGCAUUUCCAAGUUCCUGCAGUUUCAGUUGACAGUCAAUGUGGUAGCUGUGAUCGUGGCCUUCACGGGUGCCUGCAUUACUCAGAAUAUUCUCAUGAUCCCCAGAGGAAACCUCACACCCAUUAGCAGCCACUUCCCAUUGCCUCACCAGCCUUGGAAUGCUCAUCUGCUCUCUGUCUGUGAACUUCUCAGCUCAUUUUAUUUCAUUGACUCCAUCUAUGGUCUUGUACAUCUGGCCCCUGUGACGCUGAUUUUUAAAGAGACACUCAUUGGGGAUGACAAGAAAGCAGGUUGGGGUCAACAUUUCUGCCUCUUCCUGCCCUGUGAGGACUCUCCUCUCAAAGCUGUGCAGAUGUUGUGGGUGAACUUGAUCAUGGACACAUUUGCCUCACUUGCCCUGGCAACGGAACCCCCAACUGAGUCACUGCUGCUGCGGAAGCCAUAUGGCCGGGACAAGCCUCUCAUCUCACGCACCAUGAUGAAGAACAUCCUUGGACAUGCUGUUUACCAGCUUACCAUCAUCUUUACUCUGCUAUUUGUUGGAGAGCUUUUCUUUGACAUUGACAGUGGAAGGAAUGCACCUCUGCACUCGCCGCCCUCAGAGCACUACACCAUCAUCUUCAACACAUUUGUCAUGAUGCAGCUUUUCAAUGAGAUCAAUGCUCGAAAGAUCCAUGGUGAGAGGAAUGUCUUUGAUGGCAUCUUCAGCAACCCCAUCUUCUGUACCAUUGUCCUGGGCACCUUUGGAAUUCAGAUUGUCAUUGUCCAAUUUGGAGGGAAGCCCUUCAGCUGUUCCCCACUGUCCACAGAACAGUGGCUCUGGUGUCUUUUUGUUGGUGUUGGGGAGCUGGUCUGGGGACAGGUCAUUGCCACUAUCCCCACCAGCCAGCUCAAGUGCCUGAAGGAAGCAGGGCAUGGGCCUGGGAAGGAUGAGAUGACUGAUGAAGAGUUGGCGGAAGGGGAAGAAGAAAUUGACCAUGCUGAGCGAGAGCUCCGCAGAGGCCAGAUCCUCUGGUUUCGGGGCCUCAACCGGAUCCAGACACAGAUGGAGGUAGUGAGUACCUUCAAGAGAAGCGGGUCAUUUCAGGGUGCUGUGCGCCGGCGGUCUUCGGUCCUCAGCCAGCUCCAUGACGUAACCAAUCUUUCUACCCCUACUCACGUAACUCUCUCUGCCGCCAAGCCCACCAGCGCUGCUGGCAAUCCGAGUGGUGAAAGCAUUCCGUAGCUCGCUUUAUGAAGGCCUGGAGAAACCAGAAUCCAAGAGUUGCAUCCAUAACUUCAUGGCAACACCCGAGUUUUUGAUCAAUGACUACACCCACAAUAUUCCGCUCAUCGAUGACACAGAUGUGGAUGAGAAUGAAGAGCGCCUGAGGGCCCCACCUCCCCCACCCCCUAACCAGAACAACAACGCCAUAGACAGCGGCAUCUACCUGACCACGCAUGCCACCAAGUCAGCUACCUCUUCAGCAUUCUCUUCCAGGCCUGGGAGCCCACUCCACAGCAUGGAGACAUCCCUCUAACCAGAACUUCUCUCAGUGUGCGCGUGCGCGCGCGCGCACACACACACACACACACACACACACUCUCACACACACACAUAUUCUCUCUCACACACACACAUACACAUACAUGCAUGCAUGCACAUACAUUCUCUCUCUUUCUCUUACACACACACACACACACACACACGCGCGCGCGCGCGCGCGCGCGCGCACAGUCACAUGCACCCAGAGAGGGGAACCCGUGCACCUGCCAAAGAGGGAAAUGACUAACAUGGCUAAAGACUUUACUUAUGUGGUAUUUGCAAGAAGCCAAUUGCAUUCAAUAAGAGGACAGCCCACUAGGCUUUUUACUAGGUUCCCAGAAGGUGGGGGAAGGAGAAAAAAGGAAAAGAGAGGGAGGUUCUUUACCCGAUGUGAAGGAAAAAGAGAGCAUGAGACAAGAUACACUUCCCACCAUUUUUCUACUGAUGCUUCUUUUUUUAAUGAACACUAGUUCCACCAUGUGUUCACUAUUUGGGCUGUGCAAUGCGGUAGGGGCUAGCUGAGCCUAUUUGGAGCUUUGCUAUACCCAUAACAAAAAAAAAGAAAAGAAAAAGAAAGAAAGAGAGAAAGAAAGAAAGAAAGAAAGAAAGAAAGAAAGAAAGAAAGAAAGAAAGAAAGAAAGAAAAAGAAAAAGUACCAACCAAGAAAGAGGUAGUUGUGCUGACAGGCCACCAGAGGGAGCCACCAGUAAAGGUACCUUCUACUGCAACGCACACAAGACCCAUCUGCAGACCGCAUGUGUGUGCGUGUGUCUAUAUGUAUGUGUGUGUGUCUAUAUGCAUAUACAUAUAUAUGGCAAAAUUCAUAUUUAAAGAAUAAGGAACUAUUUAUUGGCAUGAUAUUUCUAUUCUUCUCACCAGGCAUUUCCCUUUUGAAAUUUCAUUUUUGAAUGUAGUAAGGUUCUUUUCAGGGAACAAGACUGCAAGAACAUCCUCUUGGUACGGUACUUCCCUCCCAAGCCCCUGACCCGAGGAUCUCCAUACCUGACCCUGUUGAGAUUCCAGAAGAGGCAGUCUGGGGGGUGUUGUGCAAGGCCUUGCACUUAGAACCUUUGUACUUUAAGACCUCUACCUGUAGAGUAAGACUUUUCAAUGGCAUUUUUAUUUAAAAGGAAAAUACCAAAGUAUUGAUGAUAGUGGUCCCCUCCAGUGCGCAGCAAGGCAAGUUUUGGUUUUGGCUUCCUUCCACUUCAUUUCCAACACCUUCACUUUUGGAUGGCAGCUUUCUGUUUCCAUACUUCAACUUUAAAAAUGUGAUGAACCCUAGGAAGAGCUGUGAUGGAACAGAGACAGAUGCCAGGCAAGAACAGUCCAUGUUCAUCACUGUCAUUUCUCUGGACUUGUACUAUGUACUUUGGCAAAUGACAGCAAGUACUCACUGGAUCACCUCAGUGACUUCGAGGGCAUGGGUGUGUCACUCACCAAAGCAUGCUUCCAGCCCAGGUCUUCUUGCCCACAGGGCAAAUCCAACCCAGAAGCCAGAACUAUAGAAACAAAAUAUUGUGUGGAAAGUGGCCCUCUUUCCUGAUGCCAUUGUUCUUCUCUGGCUGUUGCCUCUUCUGGGCCUGUGGGGACUAAGCAUGGGGUCAGUCAGCAGGCCUUGGGUCCAUCUAGACAAGUAAGACUGGGAAAUCUAGGUCUGGGGAUCCUGAGACAUUUUCUUCCAGGAGCCUGUCCCAGCAGUGUGGGCAUCCAUUGUACCAAGCCUGCUUUCCUAGAAAGAGUGAUAACCUGAGAGAAGGCAGGGGAAAGAGGUCCAAUGUCUGCUGCCCUGCCAGGGAAGCCCAGGCUGACGAAUCUCUUCCUAGUGGAAAGCUGACCUUCCUCUAUGCUCCUAGGUCCUGAAACUGGAUGCUCACAGUAACAGAGGUGAAAUUGGCAACCUUGAGGUUCUUCGCCUUCUGAACUUAUGGAUGUCACACUUUUUAGGAAGAUGUCUAGAAUCUCACUCCACUCCCACAUAUGCCUGUCACUUGAGCUCAAGGUUUGUCUGCCUGGAGACAUGUGUGAAUUGAGAGAUGGACAGGAGCUGCAUUUACCCCACUCCCCUCUCACACCACACCACUAAAAGCUUGUCUCAGCUUUCUGGCAUCCACAGAAAGUCAAAUGGAAACUUGCUAUUUCCACUGGUCACACCAAUGCCAUGUCACCCCUGAGCAGGAGUAGUCACAUCUCGGGCAAAAGAAUUUUGAUUACAAGAAAACUCCACUUUAAAAUGCCAGCUACAAAUCAUAUAAAGCCAUCCCUUUUUUCUAAAGGGCAUAUUGAGAAUGUUUCCCAUUUGUAAAUUGUUCCCUGAUGUCCUUGUUUAAACAACCACAGCAAAAGGGCAACUUGGUUUGCUGAGGGUCUCUGUGUUCUUCAAUAAUUAAUCAAAAUGUGGAGUAUUGUGACUGAAGCGGGUCAGCUGUGUCCAGCUAUGCUCAUGGGCUUCUUGUCAUCCUCUGUUGUAGACAUACACAUAGAGCAAAUGGCCAUUAUGUAUUAAAAAGCCAACCCUCAAUGAUGCUGUGUAAAGUUGCCUGAUGUCAAUGUCAAUUGUGUGAUAUCCAGGCUGCCUUUGUGCUGAGCUGUGGGGUUCAGAAAAGGCCCUGGGAACCCACAUCAUCUGUUCUGGUUCUUGUACAGUCUUCAGGCCGAGAGACCUGUCUCAUCGGAAGCUUCUCUUUAUAAAGCAUUAUACUAUAUGGAAUGGCUUGGCCAACUGUGUUCAGUUCAUAAAUAUGUUUUACAUUUUUAUCUGCCUGUUAUAAAGAUGAACAAAAUAUCUUAAUGAGGAAGAGCGCAGAUGAAUAAUAAAUUAAAAUCUGUAGUUGAAUUUCCUAAUUUACACAAUAGACCAAAAUUUUUGUGUAUAAAAAAUGAAUGGGUCUGAGUCACAUGUAUAAUUUAUUAUUUGGUAACUUCCUAUGUGGAACCAAACAAAGGUAAUUUGCAUGCCAUUGAGCCAGGGCAGGAGAAGCCACAGGCAUGACCUUCUCUAUGCCUGCUGCCACAAUGGAUUCUAUGGCAAGAAAGAGCACAGACCCUGUUGGCAAGAGAUACUCCACCUGUGCUGCCUCCCAGCAACUGGUUUGACCAGGUAAAACCUGAUGAAAAUAUUCAGGCCACUGUCCUUGCAUGGGGCAGUAGAAGAGUUGUGACAAUUCUGUCUUCAGAACUUUUUCAACUUUUCAAAUUAAACUCCAUGCCAUUUACCACCAA
Rattus norvegicus (Norway rat) is the source of this 7857-nucleotide messenger RNA. The record is from RefSeq and is a predicted model, not a curated record. NCBI's taxonomy places the organism in Eukaryota, Metazoa, Chordata, Mammalia, Rodentia, Muridae.